AUGUUUCCAUUUCUCUGUCACGGUGCAGCACUACCUGCACUCCAGAGGGACAGGGUAGGACCCACAAGUCAACUGGAGCAAGAAGGAAGGAGGCAGCUGAUGGUGAUCACACCUCACCCAAGAUCUGCCCCCUCUUUAAAGGAAAAUGAACGCAAAGUCCUCAUCUCCUUUAUAUGCAGUUCAAAUCCUCAUGAUCCACAGCAAGAUGAAUUUUAUCAGCCAUGUUUUGUUGUAAAUGCGAGUGUGAUUUCCUACAGAAAUACUGCUCUGAAUACUUUUUUUCAUAAAGGUCUUUGCACAUGA
Rangifer tarandus platyrhynchus (Svalbard reindeer) is the source of this 303-nucleotide messenger RNA. Lineage: Eukaryota; Metazoa; Chordata; Mammalia; Artiodactyla; Cervidae. The record is from the annotation of a GenBank genome assembly.